Messenger RNA from Adineta ricciae, 2436 nucleotides. Lineage: Eukaryota; Metazoa; Rotifera; Eurotatoria; Adinetida; Adinetidae. The record is from the annotation of a GenBank genome assembly.
AUGGUACUUAAAUUACCGCCACUCGAAUUCACUGAAGCUCUAACAGAUUCGCCUGAAUUUCGUGAAAAAUUACGGCAACACGAGAAUGAACUCGAGAAUACAUCAAAUGCGAUCAAAACCUUAAUUAAAAAACUUAAUGAAGUCAUGGUAGCCAAUAAGACUUUGUCGAAAGCAUCGAGAAGUGUUGCUGAAACAUUGAAAAGUUUCAAAUUUUUUAUUGUUGGCAGCAAACAAACCGAAGAAGAACGAGACAUCGAAUCAUCGCUUUCAUACAUGGGUGAGGUUUUACAUCGAAUCGAAGAAGCACGAGAUGCACUUAAUGCAUCAUCGGAAACAUAUUUGAAAAAAUUGGAUGAAUUCCGUAAAACAACCAUUGGCAAAGCGAAAAAUAAGAAGAAAGAAUUCGACAAGACUACUCAACGUUAUUGUGCCAUGAUUGAAAAUAAUGCUAAGAUACCGACAAAGCGAUCCGAUUUAUUUCAAGAGGCAGAUGCAAAUCUUCAAAUGCAAACGAAAAAAUUCCGUGAAGAAACACUCGAAUAUGUCUUCUUAUUGCAACAAGUGCAAGAAAGAAAAAAAUUUGAUUUUGUUGAAACACUUUUGGCAUUGAUGCUCAAUUUCUUGUCAUUUUAUCAUGCAGGACAAGAAAUUUACAAAGAAUUCGAUUAUUUCAUUCGAUUUUUACAUCAUCGUGUUCUGAAAUGUCGUGAGAAUUUCGAUUGUUUUCAACGCGAAGGGGAGGAAUUGAAAUGGAAAAUGUUAAUGAGACCAGAAGACCAUCUAUUAAAAAAUCAAGAAUUUGACCGUGAAGGUUACCUGUUUCUUAUUGAACGAAACAAACUCAUUGGCACAACGGCAACAACAAAACAUUACUGUCAAUAUCGAAAAGAUAUCGGUUUACUCCGAAUGACUAGUUUUACGCAGACAAGUACAAAACAGCUAAUUCCGUAUGAUGUAUUUGUCCGGCAUUGCUUUGUUCAUCCAGCAGAUGAAAAAUUAGAUAAACGUUUUAUGUUCGAUGCGCAUGCGAUUGAGAAAGGUGGUUCAACAGAUAAAAUGAUCCUGUUUACCUUUCAAGCAACGACCGAGGAAGACUUCGAAGGAUGGGUAGCGAUCUGUGGCGGACAGAUUCAUGUUUCGAAACCACAGUCGUCAUCGAAGACAGAACUACAAAACGAAUUGGAUGAUUCGGGUAUCGAUUUCGUUAAAAAAUGCAUUCAAGUUAUCGAACGACGAGGUCUUGAUGAGCAAGGUCUCUAUCGUAUCGUUGGCAUGCAAUCGAAGGUCAAUUCUCUCGUUGCUGGUCAUUUCGAUGCUCACAAAACACUUGCUCAACGAUUAGCAACACCUGUUGAAGAAGAUAUGGAACUAAAAACAAUUUGUUCAGCACUUAAACUUUACUUACGUACGUUAACUGAACCAGUUUUUACAUUUAAACUUCAUAAUCGAUUUAUCGAAGCUGCGAUGAUGGAUGACAAAGCCGAACGUAUACGAACGAUUCAUAGUCUAAUGAAAGAAUUGCCAAAAGAAAACUAUGAUUUGUUGCAUAUUCUAAUGCGACAUUUAUAUAAUGUUUCAGAACAUAAAGACAAGAAUCUCAUGACACCGGUUAAUUUAGGUGUUUGUUUCGGUCCGUCACUACUUCGACCUGAAUUUGAAACUGUUUCAUCGAUUUAUGAUAUCAAAUUUCGUAAUGCAAUUGUCGAACUACUGAUUGAACAUUAUGAUAAAAUGUUUCAAGCGACACUUGAACAGCAAGAUAUCGAUGAAAUGGUUGGUUCAAGUGAAAAUGAUCAAUCUGCCGUUGUGAAUUUGAGUAAUUCACUAUCAUCAUUGACUUCAAUUACAAGACGAGCACCACCGCCAACAAGUGAAAUGCUCGAAACUACUGCCGAUGCAAGACGACGAGGUUUAUACAAUCCAGAUUAUUACAUCACCGAAACUAACAAGCAUCUUUUCCCGCCGAUGUCCGAAGACAAUUUAAGAAAAGAAUCUAGUUCAAGCAGUAGUUUAGAAUCUUUAAGUAAUGUCUCGACUGCCAACACUCAAUCGGUGCACAGUUCCAAUCCAUUCAGUGGUAUCAGUAGCCAUUUGCGCUCAAUUUCGUCAUUUUCGUUUACAAAGCAAUUAUCGCUACCUGAAAGUCAAAGUCGAUUAUCGACAAGUCUAUCAACAUCGUCAAACAUCGAACCUAUAAGUCCAUCAUCGUCCUCUAUACGAUCAACACCCAUCACCCAUCCAACACCCAAAGUGCCAACACGAGCGAUAACAUUGUAUCCGUGUGUGGCUGAUAACGAAACAGAACUCUCUUUCAAUCCCAAUGAAAUCGUUACCGAUGUUCGGACCUCGCGUGAGCCAGGAUGGUUAAUCGGUACCAUCAACGGUCGAACUGGUCUGAUCCCUGAGAAUUACAUAAGUUUUACAAGCGGUGUAUGA